Messenger RNA from Plasmodium malariae, 3876 nucleotides. RefSeq names its product vacuolar protein sorting-associated protein 52, putative (gene VPS52). Bases 1 to 3876 code for a protein of 1291 amino acids. The transcript has a single exon. Gene Ontology annotation, molecular function: syntaxin binding. Gene Ontology annotation, cellular component: GARP complex. The record is from RefSeq and is a predicted model, not a curated record. Gene Ontology annotation, biological process: retrograde transport, endosome to Golgi; endocytic recycling; Golgi to vacuole transport. NCBI's taxonomy places the organism in Eukaryota, Apicomplexa, Aconoidasida, Haemosporida, Plasmodiidae.
AUGGAAUACGAACAAGUGUCUGCCUUAAUUGAAAAAUUUAAAGAUGACAGGUACAUACUAAAAGCUUAUAACAAAAUAUAUAACUGUAAUAACUGCACAUUUUACAGAAAUGUAAAAAUAGAAGAAAUUGAAAGGUGGAGUUACACGAGCGAAAAGACGUGCAAUACAGGGGGUAGUAAUGGCCAAGUUCGUGGUCGCACCCUGAUAAACAUUAUAAACGAUGAAGGAAGAGAAACAGGUAAGGUUGACGAUAAAGGUGAUAAUGAUGAUGAUUUAAGGAAUAUUAUCGAAAUUGUAAACAGAACGCUGUAUUUUUACACAAACGAAACUUUAAACAAAUUUAGCGAAAAUAAUAAAGAGCUAGUUGACAUAUACAACCAAAUAGAUAACUGUAACAAAAUAUGCCUUGAUGUCGAUGUAAUAUUAAAUAAACAUAAAAAUGAUAUAAAGUACAUUUCUGAAGACAUAAAUAAAAUACAAGAAUUAACAGAAAAUAUGGAUGAUAAAUUAAAAAAUAGAAAAUUAACAUUAGAACUGUUAAAUACGUUUAUAAAAAUUAUAUUAGUUACACCACAACUAAUAUAUGAUAUAUGUAAUGGUGAAAUUAAUGAAAAUUUUGUAAAAAAUGUAAUCAUAUUAACAAAAAAAAUGGAAAAUUGUAAACAUUGUUUGUAUGAUUUUUACCCUAGUAUAAAAUUUUCCUAUAUAGAAUUAGAAAAACUAAAAAAUAAAGCCAUCGAUAGAAUAUACUCAUUUUUUAUUCGCAAACUUAAUGAUAUAAGAAAUAAAAAAAUUAAUAUUCAUUUAAUUCAACAAAAUUUAAUAAAAUUUCACGAACUUAAUAAUUUUCUUUAUAAUAAUAAUAGAAAUUUGUAUGCCUACUUAAUAAAAGAAUAUAUAAAUAUUAUGAACAGGACCUAUCACAACCUUUUCAAAAGCUAUAUUACCAACUUGCAAAGGAAAAAGAUCGAGUUCAAUAAUGAACUAACCAUAGGAUUUUCUUGUUCCUACGGUAAUCACCUAGGAGGAAAUAGCAGUGCCAGUAGCAGCGGCAAAAUAAGCGGCGGUAAUAUAAGCGGAAGAAACAUAAGCGGAGGAAACAUAAGCGGAGGAAACAUAAGCGGAGGAAACAUAAGCGGAGGAAACAUAAGCGGCGGUAAUUACAUCAGUGGAGGCAGCUUGUACAGUAUUAGCGCGAACAGCAGCAGCAACGUGAGUCUGUUGUCGGCGAAGAACAAAAUGAUGAACAUACUCGGCUUUAACACAAAGACUAACAACUCCAGUGAGAGAAAGGAGUGCCUGUUUUUGUUAAAUAAUAGAACUAAAAUUUUGAGUGAUUUAGAUUAUUAUUCCAAUGCAAAAUGUUCGGAAAUGCUUGACAGUUCGGAAAUUCCGAACCGUUCAGAAUUGUCUAACCGUUCAGAAUUACCUGACCAUUCAGAAUUGCCUAACCGUUCAGAAUUGCCUAACCGUUCAGAAUUGCCUAACCGUUCAGAAUUGCCUAACCGUUCAGAAUUGCCUGACCAUUCAGAAUUAUCUGACCGUGCAAGUACUUUACCUGUCAUUUUCACCACAGACAAUUCGCAGUACUUUUUUGAGGAGAUCUACAAAUCGGUGAGCAAAUUAUUUUUAGAUACAGGAACUACGGAAUAUUUAUUUCUUAUAAAAUUUUUCAGGAAUUAUGAAAACCAUGAUUUUUUGUUUUUAGAAAUAUAUUCCAAAACUAUAUCGCUGUGUUUUGAUUUUACUUAUUAUUAUAUGAAUAGUACCUUUGAUUUUAUUUCUCUUUUUAUUAUUUAUAUGAUUAAUAUGCAUAAUGCGUAUAUAAUCAAGAGUAGAAAAAUAUUCCCCUUAUACGAAUUUAUUGACAAGCUUCAGAAUUUAAUAUGGAAUAGGAUAUAUUUCAUUAUUAGUGAAAAUAUUGCCUCCCUGGAUUUUAGCAGUCGAUACAGCAGCUAUGGAAGUUACAGUCACUACUACGACUACUACAACUACUACUAUCAUGUGAGCGCCGAUAAUACAAAAGGAUAUAACAAGAAAUCUCUUUAUGAUUUAUUAUACACAAACAACGUAAAGUAUAGUGCAAUAAGUAGAAACAGCAACAUGGCCCCGUUAAAGGCGGAUAUGAGCAGUAGUAAUAAUAAUGCUGCUACUAAUAGUAGUAGUACUACUAGUAAUAACAACAGUAAUAGCAACAACAAUGACUUUCCGAAGUCCAAGGCUUCUGCGAACGCGCAUCUUGAAAAGGCAGAAAUAGAGGUAGAGAGAAAAAGAAGCUCCUUACAGCAUAUUCCUAAUAUUCAACCAGUGAACAUCAGUGAACCAGAAAAAAUGAACUAUGGGAUAUCUGCCCCCUUAUGUGAUACGGAAAAAAUGAAUAUGAUUAAUAGUAGUACCCCUACAAUGUUUGUAAAAACACAGACACAUCCUAUAACCAAAAAGUUUUCAGAUUUUUAUUGCUCCUUAACGAUACUGAGUGAGUUCUGUUUCAAUUUUGAAAAAUAUUACAACGAAAUAAAUUGUGAGAAAAAAGAAAAAGAAAACUCAACAGAAGCUAGCUAUACGGAAAAAUCUGACAAUUCUUUAAAUGUAGAAAAAAAAGAAAAAAAAAUUAAAAAAUUAUCAAAAUUACCAAACGAGGAAACUAUGACAUAUUUGCAUAUGGAAGAGGAAAAUAAACUAAUUAAAAAUUAUUACUGUUCAGAAUAUUGUCAGACGGAGGGAAUUGAACAAAGUUACCAAAGUAAAGAACAUGAUGGGAAAACAGCUACGCAUGAUGGGGAAAUAGCUACAUCGUAUGAAAAUAAAGUAAACAAAAAAGAAGGAAAAGAUGAAAAGGUGGCAGCAUCUUACGAUAUGAAUAUGUGUAAUGUAAAAAUUGAUGAUCAUACAAAAAAUGAUAGAAAUGAUGAAAUUAUUGUAACGCUUGACGAUGGUAACCCGCAUAAUGGUGUUUCAAAUGUAAAAGGAGGUAACUGUUCCUUUACAAAUGAAAGCAACACAACUGUAGAUUGUACCAAAAAAACAAGUACUAAUAAUUCUCCCAUUAGUAAAGAAAAAAAAUCAGAAAAUGUUCAAAAAAUUAUGAACAGUUCAUGUAAUUCGGAAGCGAAUGACCAAGAAGGGGAAACCAUUCUCCAAAAAGGAACAGAAGUAACGAAGGCGGCGAACAAAUCGAAGGCAGAGAAAGAACCAAGUUUGCCAGGUACACAUUCGGACAACAUAUUGGAAAAACAAACCAACAGUAGCAAUAACCUUACACAGAAAUAUAAAAAUCUAAAUCGUGUUAUCAUAAAACUUGAAGAAGUUAUCACCGAAACACUGCUCUACUUAACGAAUGAAAUUUUACACAAAAAUGAUAAAUUAUUAUUUUUAAUAAACAAUUAUUAUCACAUAGUAAAUGUGUUAAGGGGAAAUAAAAUGAACGAAGACAAAAUAGCUAGAUAUGAAAGUUUAUUACAGAAUGAAAUAUCUUCAUAUAUAGACUAUCAGCUGAACGAAUAUAUAAAGGAUAUAAUUCUCUUUGUACAUAAACAUGAACCAAUAGUUCAGAAUAUGAAAGAAGAGGAAAAUGAUAUUAUUUAUCAUAUUGAUGUAAAAUUAAUGGAGACGAUUGCCAUUAAUUUCACUAGACAAUGGAAAAACAUGCUCAAAGAUAUUAAACAAAAUGUUAUUCGUUCCUUUACAAAUUUUGAUAAUUCUUUGCAUAUAUUGAAAAUGCUAAAUACACAUAUUCUUUUAUACUUUACAAGAUAUUCUCAACUAGUCAAGAAAAUUUUUUCCAACUUACAAACUCCAUCAUAUAUUCAGAAUUUGCCAUCUGUUGAUGUAGUCUUAGUGCAAAUUAAAAAAGAUGCCAAAAAUAUUGACUCCUAA